Molecule: messenger RNA, 1200 nt
Organism: Owenia fusiformis
Lineage: Eukaryota; Metazoa; Annelida; Polychaeta; Sabellida; Oweniidae
Source: the annotation of a GenBank genome assembly
GAAAUUAAGUUACUUCCGGUUCCUGUGAUAUCGAAUUUUUUAAAAUUUUCAAAUAUUUUAUGAUUUAUUUCAUUAAAACGGUAUAUGCACACGUGAAUCUAAAUUUAUAUCAAAGUCAACGUGUUACUUUAUGGAAUGGAGAAGCCACAAAUAAUUUCGCACGUGCAGAAAUCACUCAACUACACUCUAUUUGAUACGCGUUGGAUUCCUUGCAGUGCAAAAUUUGUUGUCCUUGGCAACCAUGCCAGGGGUACAGGUGCUCUGCAGAUAUACGAAGUUUCACACGGAGAUGUUACACUUCUGAAAGAUAUUGAAAAAUCCAAGGCAUUCAAAUGUGGAACAUUUGGAGCCUCCAGCUUACAACAGCGUAAUUUAGCUACAGGCAACUUUGAAGGCCAAAUGCAAAUAUGGGAUUUGGAAUCUACAGAGCUCCCUGUGUAUUCAGUUCAAGGCCAUACAGAGAUCAUCAACUGUAUAGAUGGAGUUGGUGGUAUGGGUGUUGGUGAGGGUGCUCCAGAAAUAGUCACUGGAAGUAGAGAUGGUGCUGUAAAAGUGUGGGACCCCAGACAAAAGAAAGACCCAGUAGCAACUAUGGAGCCAAGUGCCAAUGAAACCAGGCGGGACUGUUGGGCAGUUUCAUUUGGUCAUGCCUACAAUGCCUAUGACAGAUGCGUCGCUGCAGGUUAUGAUAAUGGUGAUGUAAAAUUAUUUGAUCUCAGGAAUAUGUCCCUUCGUUGGGAAACAAAUCUCAAAAAUGGAGUAUGUGGGUUAGAAUUUGACAGGAAGGACAUCAACAUGAACAAACUUGUGGCUACCACACUUGAGUCAAAGUUCCAUGUGUUUGAUAUGCGUACCCAACAUCCGACAAAAGGAUUUGCUUCACUUUCAGAAAAGGCACACUCAUCCACAGUCUGGACCCCAAGACAUCUUCCACAGAAUAGAGACGUGUUUAUGACAACUGGUGGCAAUGGAUCGCUGAAUCUCUGGAAAUAUAACUAUCCUGCCAAGCGAGUGGAAAAGGACAAUGAUGGAAAAGAAUAUGGUAUAGCAGGGACAGUGUCCAUGCUCCAGAAUAUCACAAUGUCCACCCAGCCUAUUUGUGGUUUUGAUUGGAACGUUGACAAAAUGGGACUAUGCGUCUGCACCUCAUUUGAUCAGACACUUAGAGUAAUAAUUGUUACCAAGUUAAAUCAAUUAUGA